Messenger RNA from Candidula unifasciata, 2004 nucleotides. NCBI's taxonomy places the organism in Eukaryota, Metazoa, Mollusca, Gastropoda, Stylommatophora, Geomitridae. The record is from the annotation of a GenBank genome assembly.
AUGUUUAAAAAUCUAAAAAAGAAACUUGAGCAAGGAGGAGAUGACAGCAAUGAGAGAAAUUCAUCUUCUGAAUCUCUGGGCAAGCCAUUGGCUGAAAGCACACCUCAGAAGCCUACCGAUCAGGUUACAUCUGCAGCCCAGAAAGCCAACACUCCAGUUACAGGAGGACCAAGAAACAAAAGUGAUGUGUCAGUUCCAGUUGGGCAGCUCGUUGACAUACCACUUUUUGAAGGUGUUGACUCCACUCAGUAUGAGACAGCCUCUGAUAUGAGUUCUAUUCGAGGAGAUGAAACCCCAAAAGGUCCAAGGUCACGCACAUCUUCCAUAAGUUCCAUGACAAGUGACAAUUCGUUCUUCCCAAAUGUCAGUUUCUCUCACAGUUAUUAUGUGCCAUCAGAUGUCGAGAGUGAAAUUGAUGAGUCCUCUGUCAAUUUGUCUGCCGUGUCCAAGGAGGAUCUUUAUGCUUUCGUCAAACGUUUUGAGCGAAGAGCUUUCAAGUACAAGUCUAAGUUUAUGGAACUGGCAACAGCCUAUAAAGACAUGAUGCAAGAGAGAGAGAAGUUGAAGCUGACGAUGGCUCAAUGUCAGGAUAGAGCUUUCCGCCGUAUGUCUGAGCUGAGAGAACAGAUUCAGUUGGACCAGCUGGCAAAAAGAGAUCUCGAGGACAACUACAGGCUACUUCUGGAUGAGAAAGACGAAUAUAUGAAAGUGUUACAAAUGCAGAUUAAACUACUGAAGGAUGGAAAGGAAAUUCCAGAGGAACUACAAGAAAAACUACUCAGCAAACAAGCUAAGGCUGAGGCGAGCCCUCCGACCGCUGGUGGUGAUAGCAAGGCAAAUAUUUCAACAAAUGAAGAAAUUGAAUUGUUGAAAUCAAAGAUAAAGCGUCAGGAUGGACUGUUGCAGAAAUGUAAAGAAACCAUUACAAGCUACAAAGAGAAAGUCUCUCAGUUGUCACUUGACAAACAAGAGCUUCUUGGCAAAUUAGAUUUGAAGUCAGGUGAAAGAGUCAAUUCCCAGACCCCAGAGGAAGUCUCAAAACUGCAGGCACAGAUUCAGGAGGCAAGACAAGUCAUAGAACAGCUGGAGUCUGACAGGGAAGUUGCAGUUGCUGGUGUCAAACAGCAGAUUCAUGAAGAACUUGCCAGAAAGGAUGCUGAGUUAGAACAGAUGAAGGGAGAACAUCAGAGACUUGUGGCUGAAAACAACAGCUUAAAACUUGAAGUGGAGAGAUUGGCUACAGAAGCAGAGAAUCUCAGCAGAACCAAUAAAGAGCAACUUGAAAAAGCAAGGAGUAUAAUGAAACAACUGAAACAUGACAAACAAAUGGCACUUGAACAGGCAGAAGAAAGGAUUAGACAAGCAGAGCAGAACAUGGAGGAUGAGAAAGAGAAGAUGAUCAGUGAUUUGAAGAGAGGCAAAGCUGAGGCAUUCUCUGUCAUGCAGCAAGAGUUAGAGAAAAAUAUGGCUGAGAAAAUUCAUGCGGCCUUAGAGGAAAGGGACAAAAUGUGGAAUAUUAAAAUGGCUGAACAUGAAGAGGCACACAGUGAAAUAUUACAGUCAAAAGACAAAGAAAACGAAACGGCACUGUUAUUGUUACAAGAAGAAAUAAGUCAGUUGUUGAAAGAAAAGGAGGAAGAGGUCAGACAUACGCAGGAAGAGAGGCAACAGCAGACACUGGCAGAUGUGAGCAGUCUAAAUGAACACAAGGAUGGUUUGAUCCAACAGAUACAGAACCUCACGUCUGAGAAGACAGAGCUUAAUAACAGACUGACAGAGUUGCAAGAUUUGGAGAACCUCGUGGCAGAGCUGAGAGAGACAUUGAAGGGGAAAGAACUGGAACAUGAUAGAUUAACAGAGGAGCUGAAGUCUGACUAUGAGGCAAGAUUGGCUGGGGAGAAAAGUUCCUUGAGUGAACAAGCUGCACAGGAAAUGGAUUUUCUAAAACAGAGGCAUGCUGAAGAGAUGAAGGAUUUACAGGAAAAGCAGGGACAGAGUUUGCAG